Molecule: messenger RNA, 837 nt
Organism: Pochonia chlamydosporia 170
Lineage: Eukaryota; Fungi; Ascomycota; Sordariomycetes; Hypocreales; Clavicipitaceae
Product: prion-inhibition and propagation domain-containing protein
Exons: 1
Coding region: 1-837 (278 amino acids)
Source: RefSeq, a predicted model, not a curated record
AUGGCAGAACCUUUCGGCAUUGUGUCCGGUGCAGUGGGAGUUGCUGCCGCAUUCACGGCAUGCGUCGACUGUUUCGAAUAUGUGCAGAUUGGCCGCCAUUUCGGGCGAGAUUUCCAAACUGAUUUGCUUUCCCUGAGUUGCGCGAGACUGCGUCUCACACGCUGGGGCGAGUCUGUGAAUAUUUACCACGAUCCGAAUCUGGGCAAGACCAACGCAACAGCAGCGGAAACACAACUAGCAAAGGAUGCGUUGCUGCAAAUCAUCGGCCUAUUCGCCAAGACUGAAGAAAUCUCGAAAAAGUACAAGUCGGUUGCAAAACCUGAUGACGAUCUCUCAACUAUUUCUUUGACCGAAAUGGAUCCUCCCAAUGUAGCGUUGCAGAGGAAGAUGAGAGAGCUGGCAGUAAAGCGCCAAAAAGGAGCCAGUUUCUUGAAGCUUACGACAUGGGCGAUUUAUCGCAAGGCGGACCUUCGAAACCUGAUUGACGACAUCACCUCGCUAAUUGAGAAUAUUGAGAGGCUAUUCCCAGCACCGAAGGCGCAAAUUGCUCUGGCUCAGCAAGAAGUUGCUGAACUUGGGAGCAAGGACAGCGUAGCGUUGGUCGAGAACUCAGCCAAGAGUGUGGACAGUCUGCUCGAAUCCGCUGCAAAGGAAGUUCUCACUGGUCAUCAGUACUUGAAUGUUGUGGUUGAUGGGAAAGCGCAUGCUGGUGAUGCGUACAGUGGUGACUGGAAAGGUGGUGCGAUGGGAGGCUCUCACAAGUAUGACGGCGUUCAGGUGAAAGGGACGGCGAUGCUGGGGAAUAAGUACGGCGGCAAGGACUUUUGGGAUGAUUGA